Molecule: messenger RNA, 633 nt
Organism: Penicillium antarcticum
Lineage: Eukaryota; Fungi; Ascomycota; Eurotiomycetes; Eurotiales; Aspergillaceae
Exons: 1
Coding region: 1-633 (210 amino acids)
Source: RefSeq, a predicted model, not a curated record
AUGAUUCCCAUCCAAACUCGCCUUCGCGACAUGUCGCUACCAAAGGCCGCGGCACCUAUUGCCAGCACGGAUCCCGCACAGGUCACUUUCAAUUGGAGUGGCAGCUCUUUCGAGUCAUCUCCCAUGUCAAGUCCAUUUGCUCCUCCACCAACACCAUGCGACUCUCUGCUCGACAUUCACCCACGCAAGUCUUCAUUCUCCAGUGAGAUGGGCGCCGCCUACGCCUUCCCAUCCUGGCCAAACCGACCCUCUCUCUCCAGCAACGGCUCUACAGACUCUAAUGCAAGCUCCUAUCUCACUGACGAUGACCUGCUCUGGAUGCCUGAAAACGCCGGCACUGAGCAAGCGGUGGAAGAGGCUACCAACAUGGAUGCCGAGCUCGCCCAUUCUAUCACCCUGGAGCAACAACUCCAACGCAUUCGCGCCGCAGCUGCCGAAGAAGAGGCUCGCGCCAACUUCCUUGCUCGCGUCGAUGCCCAUGCUCGCGCAACACACGCAUUGCGCUUGGCCAAGGUGACUGUGACUCCGACAGUGAAUGUCAACGAGCGCGAUAACUCAAAGCGCAAGAAGCGUCGGGCAGUUCACAGCCCUAAGCGACGCGCUCACUCGGCUUCCAAGGUCUUGUCUGCCUAA